Molecule: messenger RNA, 1122 nt
Organism: Schistocerca gregaria
Lineage: Eukaryota; Metazoa; Arthropoda; Insecta; Orthoptera; Acrididae
Product: NADH-ubiquinone oxidoreductase chain 5-like
Exons: 2
Coding region: 741-1091 (116 amino acids)
Biological process (GO): electron transport coupled proton transport; ATP synthesis coupled electron transport
Molecular function (GO): NADH dehydrogenase (ubiquinone) activity
Source: RefSeq, a predicted model, not a curated record
UUUCUUUGUUUAUUUCGAGAACUAUAAUUUUUAUUUUAGGUAUUUAUUAUUUAAUAAUUGAUUAUAGAGUUUUUGUUGAGUGAGAGCUUUUCAAUUUAAAUGGUUCUAUAGUUGUUAUAACUUUAAUUUUGGAUUGAAUAUCUCUUAUUUUUAUAUCUUUUGUUAUAUAUAUUUCUUCUUUGGUUAUUUAUUAUAGAGAGGAUUAUAUAUCUGGUGAAAAGAAUAUAAAUCGUUUUAUUAUUAUUGUUUUAAUAUUUAUUCUUUCUAUAGGUUUUUUAAUUAUUAGUCCUAAUUUAAUUAGAAUUUUAUUAGGUUGAGAUGGUUUAGGUUUAGUUUCUUAUUGUUUAGUUAUUUAUUAUCAAAAUGUAAAAUCUUAUAGUGCUGGUAUAUUAACUGCACUUUCUAAUCGUAUUGGUGAUGUUGCUAUUUUAAUUUCUAUUGCAUGAAUGUUAAAUUUUGGUGGUUGAAAUUAUAUUUAUUAUUAUGAUUUUAUUUCUAAUUCUUUUGAAAUAAAGCUCAUUACUAUAUUAAUUGUUUUAGCAGCUAUAACUAAGAGAGCUCAGAUUCCUUUCUCUUCAUGACUUCCUGCUGCUAUAGCAGCUCCUACUCCUGUUUCUGCUUUAGUUCAUUCUUCUACUCUUGUUACUGCUGGUGUUUAUUUAUUAAUUCGUUUUAGACCAAUAUUGGAUACUUAUAAUUGUGGUUGAUUUUUACUUUUAAUUGGUUGUAUAACUAUAUUUAUGGCUGGAUUGGGCGCUAAUUUUGAGUUUGAUUUAAAGAAGAUUAUUGCUCUUUCUACUUUAAGACAACUUGGUUUAAUAAUAAGAAUUUUGGCUAUAGGUUAUCCAAAGCUUGCAUUUUUUCAUUUAUUGGCUCAUGCUUUAUUUAAGGCAUUAUUAUUUAUAUGUGCAGGUUCAAUAAUUCAUAAUUUGAAGGAUUCUCAGGAUAUUCGUUUUAUAGGAUCAAUUGUUAAUUUCAUACCUUUAACUUCAGUUUGUUUUAAUGUUUCUAGUUUAUCUUUGUGUGGAAUACCUUUCUUAGCGGGAUUUUAUUCAAAGGAUUUAAUUCUUGAGAUGGUUUGUUUAAGAUGAAUUAAUUGUUUAAUUUUUUUCUUUAUUUUUU